UAUUUUUUCACUUGACACCGUCAAAUUUUUAGGAUCCAGCAAACCACCAUCCGAAGCGGACUGUCAUUGCACUUGGCUGGAGAAAAAUUAUCAGUGUAAUCGCGAGGAAAAUUAGGGAAAAAGUGGUUUUUCACUAACUUUAGGCUGAUGAGGUUGAUUAGUUUUUGCAUAGUUUUAGGCGGUGGUUCGGAUAUUUGAGUUGUAAGUGUGCAAUUCGCUUGUUUUUCUGGCAAUGGACAGAUCUUUCUAUUCUAAUCUAAUCACGAAUCAGUGAGUGCCAAAAGGAAAUUGUCUGGUAGCCACCCGAUUUGCAUACGGAGUUAAAAACCAUUGAGUCUGAUAACUUUCAAGGAAUUCUACAAAAACUAACGUCAAUUUGGCCUAAAUACGGUUAGCCGCAAAGCCAUCAAAAUGUGAUAUGCUGCAUUAUAUCAUCGAUAUAGGGUGAAAAGUUGAUUUUCCUUUGCAUGGAAAAUUGCCCGUGUCGGAUUCUUGUUCUUGUUCUUCUUCGUUCGGGGCAGACUGAAGGCUGGCUCUGAUACUGCUUCUGCUGUUGCUGCAUACCUACAUACAUUCAGGCGCAGCCGGGCUUCGCAGAGAUAAAGCCGAGUGUGAGAGUGCAGAGGUUUUACGGUAAGCGCAAGGACGAUCAAAGUGUGAUACAAAUCAGACUGGAAUGAUGCGAAAGCGGAGUUCAUAAAAGGACAAGUUUAUUGCACAAUCAUCGCCGUGGGUAGAACGAAAGCAUUCGGUGUCUGUGCCUUUUGGCACCGGUGCGAACUUGCUUUCGGGGGGUUGCCGUUAGUUAUAUAACGUGCUAUAGAUUAAACUUUCACCUUAAUCAGCGCCAUCAGUUAAUUAUUCAAAAGCUUACAGAGCACCUCCCAAGAUAUGGCUAAGAAAAUACCUUUCAAGGUGGUGUUUGCUUCGGAUGAAGACUCGGACUAUCCGGCCAGCGAAUUGAACACUCACAGUCCCACCGUGCAUGGGUGGCGUUCGAAUCCGAGCAGUCCUGUGACACCGAAGGAGAUAGUCCUGCGGUUCUUCAACCCGGCCCGCAUCGUCCGGAUACAAGUGUUGGCCCAUCAGUACUAUAUACCGGAGCGCAUCGAGCUGUGGCUGCACUACUCAAGCCGAAGCGCACCUAGCACCCCGUCCAGUCAGAGCUUCGAAUACAUGGGCUUCGUAGCCUUGUCCGACAACUCCAGUACCAACUUCACAUCCCGAGAGCUGCAGAGUGUGACCGUUACGCCCAAGGUUGGUUCACAUCUCAAGCUGCGCCUCGGUCCACCCUACCCGAACAAGUACAAUGCCGACAAUCAGGUGGCCCUGCUGGCCAUCAACAUCCUCGGCGAAGAGCUAACCACCGAGGAACUGGCUUCCAUUCAGUCCAACACGGCUCUGCUGAACGCUACACCGGCCAACAUCGAAGCGUUGAACAGCUCGCUGGCGUCGAUGUGCGAUGAUCUGUCCUACUCCAUGUACGUUGAGGAAGGCAUUUGCGACGUAGUUCGCAAGAUGGAGCUGUUGAAGGUGCAAGCCGUUCAAGAUGAACGCUUUGAAUACGCUCGGAAGCUGAAGCUGUGUAUGACUGCGUUACGCACGGCUGGUGAACGACUUGGACGAUAUGCUCUAGCGAAACGACAAGCUGUUCAACAGGAGGACUUCAAUACGGCUAGGCUGCGCAAGGAGCAAAUAGAAAUGUACAGGAAAGCCGUGUUCGAUCAACUCCGGGUAGACAUUCUCCUGCAGAGCGAUAAGAGUAUUGCCAGUAACGACAGCUGUUCGGAGCUGUACGCAUCCAAACCGACGUUGCCUUCACCGCCCAGUCUACAGGACGUGGCAAGUGCUUUAUCGGAAUCCUGUCUGCCGACUGUGGCGGAAGCUGUCUCCAAGCAGCAAAUCCUACACGAUACGACUGAUUCUACCACUACGACUACCACCAAUUCUACGACUUCGGCUUCCAGUGGUGGGGCCACAAGCAAACCUCACGAGGCCACCCCUAGCAAACAUCCGCACAAUCUGUCCAGGCCCGAGGAUAUUCCGAAUUCUCCACUGCUUAGUCACAAGGGUCGAAGUCCGAUGCGUUCACCAACGAAUACCGGUUCGCUGCGUCGGAGGAAUAAGAGUGCACCUCGCAAUAGCUACGAAGACUACGAUGAACGGGCAAUCACUACACUGAGCUCCCACACGCAUGACUUCUUCCGCGAAUGUCAGGGGACGGCCAUGAUCGAGAACGAGUCGGGCAAGAUUCGCUGCAAGCUGAACGAACGCGAGAGGCGACAGGCUGCGCUGCCGAUAAUGAUCUUCGGUAUGGAACUGGUGGAGUUGAUCUACUCCCGGCAGUUUACCGAUCGCGAAGAGGGCCUGGUGCGACUGAGGAGUAUUCUGAAACGAGAAGGCGAGGAGGAUCAGUCGGCGGGACCGAACAAGAUCUGCCGGAGCGCUACGCUGUUGCUGCACCGUGGAGUACGCGACGCGGUGUUUUCGGUGUUCAGCCAGGCGACGGAAACGGUUCGAUCGCUGUUUAUGGAGUUUGUGCCAAAUCGGGUGUCGCCGAGUGAAGUGUCUCGAUCAGUUGAUCGUCUUCUACCGGAGCUACUAUCGAAAAGUGGGGAUCCUUCAGCAAGAGUUCACACGCUAGCUCAGCAUACGAUCCUCAGCAUUGCAGCGUGUCAGGAGGUUCGAGAUCAACACCUGAUCGCUCCGGCCUUAUCGAGACCAGUCGGUAAUGGAACUCAUCCACGAUUAGCGCUGAGCAGAAUGCAGAUGCUCGAACAGUUGGUACUGAGUCAAGGCAUAUCCAACGACAAACAGAGUGGCUUGGCGUGUCGGACGUUGUCCGAAGCGGGCUGCUCGGGGAUUCAUCAUCCAGCGGAGUCGGUACGGAAGGUUGCAGAAAGGGUUCUGCUGUUGGUGUACAAGGUAAAUCCUAGGUUGGUAAGAAAACAGUUGCCCCCGGAUGACGAUAUCACGAGACGGAACCUUCUUUAUCGACAGCUGUUUACCGAGUUUGAUAAGAUUGAUCUGCAACGCAAAAAGGAAAUGUUGGAGAGUAAGCAAUUCAGUGGCCCGAAUGCUUUUGGCGGAAUCUGUUCUCCGCCGAUGUCCAACAGUUCGAAGAACUCUCCACCGGUGGAGAUUCGAAGUCGGGCGAUGCGAUACGACAGUGCCGGAAGUGCUGGACGCACGAUCGUCAGUUUCUCCGACGACAAGAACACUAGUUGGCAGUCAAGUUUCAAUUCACUGAAAUUGCAGGAUUCCCACUUGAGUCCGGUGAGACGACCAGAUUCGGCUGGAAUCAUCAAGAGCAAGAGCGGCCAUGCGAUCGGUCAUCACCAUUGGGCCAGUGAGGAUAAAUGCGAAAGUUCCUACUAUGAGAAGCCGAGCUGCAAUGGGAAGGAGCAGAAGCUGAGUCAACCCAAAACGAUGAUCUACGACAGUACGGUUGGAUUUCUGGGGUCGGAAAAUGGUGCCGGCUCCAGGAAGAGUUCCAAUUCGGACUCCUUCGAAGGGAUCGACAAUGAGAUUCGCUGUCCGUUCUGUGAUUGGAUCUGCCAUGGAGACCCCGCCCAGCUUGAUAAGCACUACUGGAAGGCGUGUCCCGUGCUGACCAAAUGUCCUCAGUGCAGUCAAAUAUUGGAGGUAGCCGCACUGUCACCACAUCUUAUAAAUGAAUGCGAGGCGAAAACUAGUUACGUUAGUUGUGAACGAUGUACGGAGUCAGUGCAUAAGGAUCUAUACGAGUAUCAUAUGAUGGAAGAUUUCUGUCGAGAGCUUACAAAUGGUGCUGCACGUUGUCCCUUAUGUCACGAUGACGUUCUCCUGCCGCUAGACGGAGGCUGGAAGCGACAUCUGCUGAGUCGAUCGGGUUGCUUGGGAAACACCCGACGGAGAGCAAAAGUUUAAACAAAUUGAAUCAAAACUUUCAAAAUAGUUAAAAUCUAGGAAUUUUUGAAAAUUCUUGAAAUAUGCAGUCGCGUUUUAGUCUGAACAUAGUCAACAAUCUUGAACAGCAGCUAACGGUGGAGAUCCUUGGAAAAUUAGAGUCGCUUUUAAAUGUCUCUUUUAACAUUUUACCAUUUUCAACAGCUUUUACCAAUCAAAGUGAAUGUAGGAUAGAGAGUUUUUCAAAAUUCAUUCAAAUCAACAGCACCAAACAAAAGCAAACUAUUAGUAGAGACAGACACAGCAAAACUAACACGUUUUAAAUCAAGCUGCAGAUUCAUAUUGUUCGACGAUUACAAAAAUGACAGUUAACUAGAAAAUUUAAAAAUAACUCUAAAGCUUUUGACUAAUCAAGACACAUACGCAGAUGGUACCAAUUGUUAAACUGCAAUACACAACAGAAAAAAAAAGAAUUUAAUCGAGUUUAACGUUGUAACACACAUUCCAGAACAAGCGAACUGUGAAGCCCUAACCUAUUGAUACGAAAGCAAACUUUCCGUAGCGGAUGUUAUGUUGGGUAGAUUUUUUAACGAUAGAUCGAAAUUUAGAGCAUUAAUUAGAACCUUUCCCUCCCGUAAGUAUAAAACUGAAUCAAAUUGUCCUUGUCUGAAAAUUAAAAUAAUAAUCGAAACCAGUCCAAGCAGCAUGUGAAACCGUAAAAGUAUUUCCCGUCCUUAAAUUUGAAUCGAACCGAGAAAAUAAAGAAUUAUGUCUUCUUUUUUUAUUCGA
Messenger RNA from Aedes aegypti (yellow fever mosquito), 4677 nucleotides. RefSeq names its product centrosomal protein of 104 kDa. Gene Ontology annotation, cellular component: cilium. NCBI's taxonomy places the organism in Eukaryota, Metazoa, Arthropoda, Insecta, Diptera, Culicidae. The record is from RefSeq and is a predicted model, not a curated record. The transcript has 10 exons. The coding region runs from base 892 to 3909 and encodes 1005 amino acids.